Messenger RNA from Candidula unifasciata, 357 nucleotides. Lineage: Eukaryota; Metazoa; Mollusca; Gastropoda; Stylommatophora; Geomitridae. The record is from the annotation of a GenBank genome assembly.
GAGAAACCACACAAAUGUGACCUCUGCGCCAAGUCUUUCCCGACCCCGGGAGAUCUUCGUUCUCACAUGUACAUCCACAACGGGUCAUGGCCGUUCAGGUGUGAAGUCUGUAACAGGGGAUUCAGCAAGCAGACGAAUCUCAAGAACCACAUGCUUCUUCAUUCAGGGAACAAGCCACAUGAAUGUUCCCGGUGUGGAAAGAAGUUUGCUCUGUUGUGUAACCUAAAGACCCACGUAAAGACACAUGAGACGGUUGUCACAAGUUUCAGAUUUCUAAGUAUUGAUUUGUAUGCAUCCACUUUCAGCCGUUAUCUUCUGAAAUAUUUCACAAACAUUCCAUAUAUCCUAUAUAUGUGA